ACUAUCAUGGCGUACAGAGACGAGAUCGACGAUGGGUUUGAUGCAGUUGUUUUUCUGGAGGAAAGAUGCUAUGAAGAAGGUCAUAAGAGAGGCUAUCAGGAUGGUCUUUUGAAGGGUAUGGAAGAAGGACGAGAACUUGGUAUGGUGAAAGGAAGCGAAGUUGGAGGCGAGGUUGGAUUCUAUCUUGGAUUUGUCUCUCUCUGGCUUGAAAUUUUGAAUGAAACUCCUGACCCAAAACAAAGGCAUAUUAAGUUGUUAGAGACAUUAAAGGAGAUGAUCUCUUCUCUCCCAAUAAAUGAUGUCACCAGUGAGGAAUUAUUUGUUAACCUUGAAAAGAUUCGGGCCAAGUAUAAACAGCUUUGUUCACUGUUAGGUAUUAGCACCUGUUAUAGUGGUGGUACGUCUGGAGCCUCCUUCUGAGAUAAAGCUAUUCAUUAGUAAAGGCUACUGUGUUGGAACCAGAAUUCAUUUUCCCGAAAGGUUCCUGGCCCAAUUUCACAAGAAUGAAGACUAAACAGGAGCUUAUUUGGGACUCUUACAUUGACAAGGUGUAGGCAGUUGUGCUAUUAGAAGGUUUUGGAAUGUGGGCAGAAGAUUGCACAUUACAUAACAGAAGCAGCCCACAAUGAAGCAUAGGGGCAAAGAAUGAGCUGUUACCAUGGUCUGGAAACAGGGCCUUAACUGUUUCUGUGAUGUUAAGAGGCAAUCAUUUGUGUUCAAGCAUUAUUCAUAGUGAAUUUUUAUCUUGCUCUUCUUUACAAAGUACAUCUUUCUUAAAUUUACACUAGUUGAUCAUUAGCUUGAACAGCAGUAUUUUCACUUCCUUCAACGGAGGGGAGGGCCCUCCCCAUCCCUUCCCCUCCUCAGCCCUUGACAUGACUUUUGCCAAACAUUUGCCUUGCUCUCACUUCUUCAUUUGGCUCAAAGGAAAUACUGUUGAGCAGAAAAUCAUUUUCAACAACUUUCUGAAAACAAGCAACAUUCAUAUUAUAUACACCUGAGUAGUAUUUCAUGUAAAAGCUUAAUAAUCCAAUCAUUAAGCCAUACUUACUGUUUGUGCUUGAUAAAUGGUGAUCAUUUAGUCUUGUAAACAACAGCUACUGCAAAUUCUGGUGCCCAUAGCCAGGUUAUGUUAGAUGCAAGGUGGAAUAUACCGUGCUAUGGAUAUGGAUAAGAAACAGCUUGGAAUUUUGAUUUUUAGUAUUAUCAGCAAGGAACCUACCUAUUGUUGGAGAUAAGUAUGUUUUUAAUAUGACCACAAAUGGUAUUUUUAAAAUAUUAUAAAAAAUUCUUUUAUUAAGGGCCAUAUGUGAUGGCUGUCCUUGGUCUGCAUGUUGUGGCCUUGAACCAGAUAUUUUCUCUCCCACUUAAUCAAUGAAUGUGGUAGACAACUCUUCUCAAUUUACAAUAGAAAUUACAAUUUUUUGAAAUGGGGGAAAUUGCUGAGGGAAACGCAUCAGAUAUUGUAUUAUUCCUUUACUACCCUAUUUUACCACACUAGGACAAUGGAACACGCAAAUAUGCCACAGUAUUACACUGCAUCGGGUUUUUUUUGUUGGUCAUAGAAAACACUUCAAGGGUUUGACUUGUGUUGUUUCCAUCUUAGUCUGUCUUUCAUGCAGGCCAUAUUUGAUUAAUACUAUCACAGGUGUCCCAAGCUCAAAUCUCAAGAAAAAGCAAAUGAUUAAUUCAUGAAAGCCUCAUGCAUUGUGUGACUCGGUUUUAAGUUACGAUAGGAACCAUUGAGAAUUUGAACAUGUUAUAAGGAAUAGUAUGGGGAACAAAAUAUGGUCAAUUUACAACAAUAAAUAUUUCAGAAUAUGAACAUUUUACACGUAAAAUCGAUAGAAUUUACCCUCACCUUGAGUGUCAGUUUUGGUUUCUGGCGUUCUCUGCUGUAUUAAGCUUGCUUUGCUAUCACUGGUAUUCAGAAAUACCAGUGAUGGCAAAGCAAGCUUAAAAUGGCAGAGAACGCUGGAAACCACAAUGGACACAAAUGGUUUCACAUAUGAUAAACACACAGACAUUUUAGUCAAUGCUUGUACUCUUCCUUACCCCUAUGGAGCUCAGUAAAAUACUAUGCAACUUGAAAAAUGUACAACAGCCUUACAUAAUGUAACGUUCAGACCAUACAUUUAUUUUAUGAAUGUAUUGUUUGUGUGCCCAUUUAAAUAAAGUGUUUAUUUUAAUAUUAAAUUGAUUCAUCAGAAAAAAAUUGACAGUGUUUAGAAAAUAGCUGAAUGUGAAACUAUGUGUGCGGGGUUCAAUAAUAAAAUACAAACUAAAAA
Molecule: messenger RNA, 2288 nt
Organism: Pocillopora verrucosa
Lineage: Eukaryota; Metazoa; Cnidaria; Anthozoa; Scleractinia; Pocilloporidae
Product: protein LTO1 homolog
Source: RefSeq, a predicted model, not a curated record